AUGAGUAAGAAAAUGGACUUAAAUUCUUCAUUCGAUUGGCCUCACUUGCUGAGUUAUAAUGGGACAUACAAGUACCUCUACUUCGAAGGCAAUGUCUCCUACGUGGACUUCUACCUUCAUCAACCUUCAGUGGCAGCUGUCUUCAUCGUCUCAUACCUCUUAAUCUUCCUGCUUUGUAUGGUUGGCAACGGAGUGGUUUGCUAUAUUGUUCUGAGGAGCAAACACAUGCGUACAGUCACAAAUCUUUUCAUCUUAAACCUGGCUGUCAGCGAUUUACUGGUGGGAAUCUUCUGCAUGCCCACCACUCUCCUGGACAACAUCAUUGCAGGAUGGCCAUUUGGGAGCAUGGUUUGCAAGAUGAGUGGGAUGGUCCAAGGAAUCUCUGUCUCUGCCUCUGUCUUCACUCUGGUUGCGAUUGCUAUAGAUAGGUUUCGAUGCAUCGUUUAUCCAUUUAAACAGAAGCUGACCAUCUCAACUGCAAUCAUUAUUAUAACAGUCAUCUGGAUUCUGGCCAUCACAAUCAUGUGUCCUUCUGCAGUCAUGUUGCAGGUACAAGAAGAGAAGCAUUUCAGGGUGAUCCUUGGCUAUGGCAAUGAAACCCGCCCUGUAUAUUGGUGCCGGGAGAACUGGCCUAAUGCAGGAAUGAGAAAGAUCUAUACAACGGUUCUGUUUGCCAACAUCUAUCUUGCUCCCCUGUUGCUCAUUGUUAUCAUGUAUGCUAGGAUAGGCAUUGCUCUCUUUAACACAGCAAUGCCCACAGUGGGAAAGCACAGCCAGGAGCAGCGACACAGCGUGUCUAAGAAGAAACAAAAAGUCAUCAAAAUGCUCAUUAUCGUAGCGUUGCUUUUCACCCUGUCUUGGCUUCCCCUGUGGACUCUGAUGAUGCUCUCAGACUACGCCAACCUGUCAGAUGUCCAGUUGCAGAUCAUCAACAUUUAUAUCUAUCCUUUUGCUCACUGGCUGGCCUUUUUCAACAGCAGUGUCAACCCCAUCAUCUACGGUUUCUUUAAUGAAAACUUUCGCAGAGGCUUUCAGGCAGCCUUUAAACUUCAGCUCUGCCCUAGGAAGAUCAUUCACAGGGACAUCUAUUCCCAGCAAGGCCAAAGCAAUGCCAUUUUGCCAGCUGCCACCUACCAGACACCCCAGGAUCAAGCUUGUCAACAUGCCAAGGUGGAGGGGAAGCCAGUUCAGAAAGGAAAUUGGAUGAAUAACCAGCAAGAUUUGAUGAUGGAGGAUCUCGAAGAGCCCUGCAAUGAUGAGAUUAAGUGA
Molecule: messenger RNA, 1269 nt
Organism: Cygnus atratus (black swan)
Lineage: Eukaryota; Metazoa; Chordata; Aves; Anseriformes; Anatidae
Gene: NPFFR2
Product: neuropeptide FF receptor 2
Exons: 3
Coding region: 1-1269 (422 amino acids)
Biological process (GO): regulation of cAMP-dependent protein kinase activity; G protein-coupled receptor signaling pathway; regulation of MAPK cascade
Cellular component (GO): membrane
Molecular function (GO): neuropeptide receptor activity; opioid receptor binding; peptide binding
Source: RefSeq, a predicted model, not a curated record